Molecule: messenger RNA, 237 nt
Organism: Yamadazyma tenuis ATCC 10573
Lineage: Eukaryota; Fungi; Ascomycota; Pichiomycetes; Serinales; Debaryomycetaceae
Source: RefSeq, a predicted model, not a curated record
AUGAGCAGACUUAGUAACCUGUCAAGCUUCAAACAGAGCCAGCUUAGUCACUUGAAUAGUCAGCUCAUGCAGCUCCAGUCUAAUCUCCAGGACUUUGAUGAGUUGAUCGAUACGACGUGUUACCAGUUCAAGUCGAUUCAGAAUCUUGGGAUUAGCCAUGGGUCGUUGUUUAUGGCGUGUCACCGGGUGUUUGACAAGGACAACUUUACGAAUGAUAACGAGAGUGGGGAGGAAUAG